Molecule: messenger RNA, 444 nt
Organism: Lasiodiplodia theobromae
Lineage: Eukaryota; Fungi; Ascomycota; Dothideomycetes; Botryosphaeriales; Botryosphaeriaceae
Product: Carboxymuconolactone decarboxylase
Exons: 1
Coding region: 1-444 (147 amino acids)
Molecular function (GO): peroxiredoxin activity
Source: RefSeq, a predicted model, not a curated record
AUGAGCACAGACCCGAAACUCGACGCCCUCCACAAACAACUCUUCGAAGAAGGCCUCAAAAUGCGGCGCAGCGUCGUCGGCGACACGUACGUCGACCGAGCACUCGCCAACGGGUCGACGGAAUUCUCCAAACCGGGGCAGGAACUCACGACCGAGUGGUGCUGGGGGUACGCGUGGACGCGGCCGGGGCUGGAGCGCAAGCAGCGCAGCCUGCUCAACAUCGGCAUGCUGAUGGCGCUCAACCGCGCGCCCGAACUCGCCGUGCACAUCCGCGGCGCGCGCAACAACGGCCUGUCGGAGCUGGAGAUCCGCGAGGCGAUCCUGCACUGCACGACGUAUUGCGGUGUGCCGGCGGGCGUGGAUGCGAUGAAGACGGCGGAGCGCGUGCUGGAUGAGAUGGCGGAGAAGGGCGAGAUGCCGAGGGAGUUGGGAAAGAAGGUGUAG